GCCCUGCAAGUUGAAAUGAGGAGAAAUCAUUUCUUCUUUCUUUAGUUAUUCUCUGAGAAUUUAUGCUUAGAAUUGUUCUUGAAGAGACAGGUAGAGAUUGAAGAAUCAUCCAGAUUCCAGAAUGGCAUAUUACAGCUCGAGUUACUAUGAUGCAGAUCUCAGUGAGUAUCAUCAAACCCCUUUCUAUUGUAGCUCUGAUUUCAUUCUGUCGCAAGGUUCGCAACCCUUAGCUGCCCAUUCUACUAGCUAUGAUUAUGGUGGUUAUAACUUCUUUGAGCAUGAUCAAACUCCUGGAUAUGGUGCUUCUGAAUCUGAUCCUUUUAUGGGAAACACAACAGUAGCAUACUCCGUAGCCACUCCUAGUGAGCCUAACAAGUAUUUUGCCUAUGACCCUGCUCUUUACAGUGGCAAUUACAGUGCUGCUCAGACUCAGUUCAUUAUCUCAUACUCUGUAUCAGAAUUCAAUGUGCCUGAGUUUGAAGAAUAUGACCCAACCCCUUAUACAGGUGGGUAUGAUAUUACUCAGACCUAUGGUAAACCCUUACCCCCUUCUGAAGAAAUAUGUUAUCCUCGCUCAUCUAUGGAUCCGAAUGCUGUAUCCUUGGCUGAUUUCUCUCAUGAGUCAAUUAAAUCGCCACAUGGAAAGGAUGAAGAUGAAUCUGAAGCAGAAACUCAAGAUACAAGCAAAAUGACUGGGGGUGCUGAUGAUAGUCACAGCGAAGAAAGUGAGGAGAAUUCCCCUGAUGAUGUUCACCCUUCUUGGUAUGGUCGAGGAAGUGGAGAUGGAAAUGGAACAACCGGAGAUCAAGGUGUUGAGUAUGAACAGAGGGUGCCUCAAAUUCCAUCAGGGUAUGGCUUGGAAGCAAUGGACCUCUGUGAAAGUAUUUUUGGGUACUGGCCCUGCCUGUCCCGGGCAAAGAGACACGAUGAUCAUCAACCAGUUUCAGGUGAACGGAGCAACGACGACCAGUGGAAGGGGACUGCUGAUUAUCUGUUUGGUGGUUCAGACCCAUAUGGAGAAAGAUGGGAAAUUGGAGGAAGUUAUCAGAAUCCAAAGUAUGCAUAUGAAAGACAUUAUCAGGAGCAAUCCCUUUACAGGGAGGUUGAGUAUGAAUGAUGAAGAUUCAUGGUUGCAAUAAUUCAUGAUGUUGUGAAGUCUGUAACCAACAACAAGAACAUCAUUAUAGGGAGGUAGCUCUCAUGUUGUUUCUCUUUGCACAAUGAAGCUUUUGUUUAUGGGUCAUUCUCAAUUAUUCACCCUAAACUUCAAAUUUGGGGGUUUAUGAUUUUAAGAGGUAAAGUUGGUUUUUUUUUUUAAAAAAAAAAAAUAACAAAAAGAUAGAAUCUUU
Rubroshorea leprosula is the source of this 1349-nucleotide messenger RNA. The record is from the annotation of a GenBank genome assembly. Lineage: Eukaryota; Viridiplantae; Streptophyta; Magnoliopsida; Malvales; Dipterocarpaceae.